AUGACUGGAGUCUUUGACAGUCUGGUGGCUGAUAUGCACUCGACCCAGAUCACGGCCUCCAGCACAUACCACCAGCACCAGCAGCCCCCGAGCGGUGGCGGCGCCGGCCCCGGCGGCAGCAGCGGCGGCGGCGGCAGCAGCCUCCACAAGCCCCAGGAGUCGCCGACCCUGCCGGUGUCCACAGCUACCGACAGCAGCUACUACACCAACCAGCAACACCCCGCGGGAGGCGGCGGCGGGGGCUCGCCCUACGCGCACAUGGGUUCCUACCAGUACCACACCAGCGGCCUCAACAACGUCCCGUACUCCGCCAAGAGCGGCUACGACCUGGGCUACACCGCCGCCUACACCUCCUACGCUCCCUACGGGACCAGUUCAUCCCCCGCCAACAACGAGCCGGAGAAGGAAGACCUCGAGCCCGAAAUCCGAAUAGUGAACGGGAAGCCAAAGAAAGUCCGAAAACCCCGCACCAUCUACUCCAGUUUCCAGCUGGCCGCUCUGCAGCGGCGUUUCCAAAAGACUCAGUACCUGGCACUGCCCGAGCGAGCCGAGCUGGCGGCGUCUCUCGGCCUCACCCAGACUCAGGUCAAAAUCUGGUUCCAGAAUCGUCGAUCCAAGUUCAAGAAGAUGUGGAAAAGCGGCGAGAUCCCCUCGGAGCAGCACCCUGGGGCCAGCGCUUCGCCACCCUGUGCCUCCCCGCCGGUCUCGGCGCCAGCCUCCUGGGACUUCGGCGCGCCGCCGCGGAUGGGGGGCGGCGGCGGCCCGGGCAGCGGUGGCAGCGGCGCGGGGAGCUCGGGCUCCAGCCCCAGCAGCGCGGCCUCUGCUUUUCUGGGCAACUACCCGUGGUAUCACCAGGCUUCGGGCUCCACCCCACACCUGCAGGCGACGGCGCCACUGCUGCACCCCACGCAAACCCCGCAGCCGCACCAUCACCACCACCACCAUCACGGCGGCGGGGGCGUCCCGGUGAGCGCGGGGACGAUUUUCUAA
This is a messenger RNA of Perognathus longimembris pacificus (Pacific pocket mouse), 990 nucleotides long. RefSeq names its product distal-less homeobox 2 (gene Dlx2). Gene Ontology annotation, molecular function: DNA-binding transcription factor activity, RNA polymerase II-specific; RNA polymerase II cis-regulatory region sequence-specific DNA binding. NCBI's taxonomy places the organism in Eukaryota, Metazoa, Chordata, Mammalia, Rodentia, Heteromyidae. The coding region runs from base 1 to 990 and encodes 329 amino acids. The record is from RefSeq and is a predicted model, not a curated record. The transcript is spliced from 3 exons. Gene Ontology annotation, biological process: cell differentiation; negative regulation of transcription by RNA polymerase II; embryo development.